Molecule: messenger RNA, 300 nt
Organism: Bacidia gigantensis
Lineage: Eukaryota; Fungi; Ascomycota; Lecanoromycetes; Lecanorales; Ramalinaceae
Exons: 2
Coding region: 1-300 (99 amino acids)
Source: RefSeq, a predicted model, not a curated record
AUGGCUCUCGCAGCUCCGUCCCCAAACGCCAAAGCCGAAGUCGAAGCCCGCCAAAUCACCAGCGUCGGCCUCGUCUUCUACGGUGCCGAUAAUGACGCACUCUACAGUAUCACUGCUCCCACGGAUGGCUCUCUUUUCCAGACCAACCAACCCGAUCUCUCCGUCUCCAACAUCUACAACGCCGGCGGUGCGGUCUGCUUCAUCCGUGGUAGUGAGGGCAGUCAGACUACGGUGCCUAUCAAUGAACACCCCGUUGGCCCGCCUCAGCCGCAGAUUGAUGGGCGAUGCUACCACAAUUGA